Messenger RNA from Acytostelium subglobosum LB1, 2322 nucleotides. RefSeq lists its product as hypothetical. NCBI's taxonomy places the organism in Eukaryota, Evosea, Eumycetozoa, Acytosteliales, Acytosteliaceae. The record is from RefSeq and is a predicted model, not a curated record. Gene Ontology annotation, biological process: trehalose biosynthetic process. Gene Ontology annotation, cellular component: cytosol; alpha,alpha-trehalose-phosphate synthase complex (UDP-forming). Bases 1 to 2322 code for a protein of 773 amino acids. Gene Ontology annotation, molecular function: catalytic activity. The transcript is spliced from 5 exons.
AUGGAAGCAUUGGGAAUGAGUAAACUACCAACUGGAAACAAAGUUAUUAUUGUUUACCAAGCACUUCCACUUUCAUAUCAAAAGAAUAACGAUGAAUAUGUAUGGUCAUCAGUCGACAGGAACAUCAAUUGUCUAGUAUCAAGUAUCAAGUCAUUAAAACAGAACAAUCAUAUCGAGGACUACUGCUGGGUAGGAUGUCCAACUACAAGCAGAUAUACAGGUCUGCUCAACCUUGAGGAGGAUGAAGAUGUAUGCAAUCAGAUCAAGAACAAUAGUAUGGAACCGGUGAUAGUAUCUGAGAAGCUGUAUGAGGAUGCUUGCACCAAGUUCACGAACCAAUUCCUCAAGCCAAUGUUCCAUUACGACAUCUCAGACAGCACGUUCCCCGACGGCCACUGGAAGGCCUACAAACAGUUCAACCAAGAGUUUGCCAACAAGAUAGCAGAGAUAUAUAAGCCUGGCGACAUUGUCUGGAUACAUGGCACCGAGUUGAUGCUGGUGCCUAGAUAUUUGCGCAUGAUGAUACCGAACCAACCAUUGAUCGGCUUCUUCUUCUACUGCCCCUUCCCCGCCGUCGAGAUCUUUAGGUGUCUGGCCAAGCGCAGAAAGAUCCUCCAGGGUAUACUUGGCGCCGACCUCGUCUCAUUCCAAUCCUACUCCUAUCUACGAUACUUUACUCAGUCCUGCACCAGGAUACUCGGCGUCCAUGGUGGCUUUGACGGUGUCAAGUACAGAGACGAGAAGUCCGGUCGCGAGCACUUGACCAAAGUGUCCGUCUGUGCACAAGGUAUCGAUCCAAACGAAACACAGAGAGCAAUGAACAGCUCUGAAGUACAGAAGAGGAUAGUGGACCUCAAGGAGAGAUUCAAGGACAAGCGUAUAUUACUCUCAUGGGACAGAAGCGAUAUAAACGAAGCGACCAAGUUGAAGCUGCUGGCCUUUGAGAGAUUCUUUAGGGAGAAUCCAUCAUUGAUUGGAACUGUUGUGUUCUUUGUGAUCAGUGAGCCAGGCGGCCAGAGCAAGGUGUCCUCAGAGGUGAACGAGACUGUUGCGAGGAUCAAUGGCGAGUUCAGCAAGGUCGGAUUUAUCCCCGUCGAGUACAUCACCAGAUAUCUCGACUUUGAGGAGAAGUGUGCGCUCUUCUCCAUCGCCGAUGUAUUUAUAUCAACACCACUCCGACUAGGCAUGAACCUCGACCCACAUGUAUACGUAUCAUGUCAUCGCGACAAUAACCCUGGCAUCCUCAUCCUCAGUGAGUUUGACGGUGCCGCACGAUGCUUUGGCGGAGCGAUCUCGAUCAAUCCGUGGAGCAAAUCACAACUCUCAAACUCCAUAUCAGAGGCACUGAAACUAUCAAAGGAGGAGAUUAGAACAAAGCACGACUACAAUCUCAACUAUGUACUUGUAAACACAUGUGCCGUAUGGGGCGAGGCGAUACUCAAUGACAUCAUCGCAUGCAAGGAGCUUCAUUGUGAAAUAGACCCUUCUCUUUUGGACAUCAAGACACUCGAACGAUCAUACAGAUCAUCCAACAAGAGAUUCCUUGUGUUUGACUAUGAUGGACUAUUCUCAAACUCAAGUGUACACACAAAUACAAAGCUGUCAAACAAACUAUCAGUUGCACUCAAACGAUUGGCCAAAGAUGCAAGGAACACCAUCUAUAUCGUCACCAGCAGGAAUGCCGAGACCCUAGACGUAUUAGAGGAUAUUCCAGUCGGUUUGGGAGCAGAGCAUGGCAACUUCCUAAAGUCAUCCAGUGGCAUACCUCAAGACGGCUGGAAGAACAUCUCUGCAGGUAUAGACCUCUCAUGGAUUGAGAUGGUGCAGCCAAUCCUCGAGCACUUCACCGAGAGGAUACCUGGCUCCCUACUGGACAUCCGCAAGGCCACGAUAUCCUGGAGCUACAUCGAUAGCAACCUGGAAUACGCAGGUGAGCAGGCCCUAGAGCUGCUCACCCAGCUGGUGGACGUCUCGUCCAAGGUACCCAUUGAGAUCAUCCACACCAACAGAACCAUUGAGAUCAGACCCAGUGGCAUGAGCAGCGGAACGCUCUUGAAGUCGAUCGUCAACGAGGACAAAGAGAUCGACUUCCUCCUCUGUCUCGGCAAUGGCUCCACCGACCCCAAGCUCUACCAGUUGCUGGACAACGAGAACGACAACCACUUUGCUGUGUCCAUUGGCAAGGUAGAGGCAUACACCCGUUACUACGUCAACAGUCCCCAUCAAGUGCUUCGUAUACUCAACCACAUCACAUCGCCAGUCAAGCAGUCCACAGGAAACCCGAUACCAUUUCUCCAGAGUCUACAAGUGGCCACUCAUUGA